Neohortaea acidophila is the source of this 1056-nucleotide messenger RNA. Its product is annotated as aldo-keto reductase. The record is from RefSeq and is a predicted model, not a curated record. NCBI's taxonomy places the organism in Eukaryota, Fungi, Ascomycota, Dothideomycetes, Mycosphaerellales, Teratosphaeriaceae. The coding region runs from base 1 to 1056 and encodes 351 amino acids. Gene Ontology annotation, cellular component: cytoplasm. The transcript has 3 exons.
AUGCCUUCCUCUACCUCCCAAGUCCCAACCCGUCCGCUAGGCAAGGACGGGCCUCACGUUUCCCGUCUGGGACUCGGCCUCAUGAGUCUAAGCGGCGUGUACGGCGUCCCAGCCUCGGACACCGAACGCCUUGCUUUCCUCGACCAGGUUUUUGAGCGCGGUGAGAGAUUCUGGGACACGGCAGACGAGUACGGCGACAACGAAGAUUUGCUGGGCAAAUGGUUCGCGGCCAAUCCGGAGAAACGUGAACAGGUCUUUCUCGCAACCAAGUUCGCGGUCAAAACUGUCCGUCGCUUCCCGGACGUAAAAAGCUCAACCGGCUACGCCGUCGAUUCGAGUCCAGAGUACGCAAAAGUCGCCAUCGAAAGUUCGCUCCGCCGUCUCGGCUUGCCCUACGUGGACCUUCUUUACUGCCAUCGUCUGGACAAAGUCACUCCGAUCGAGAAGACGGUCGAGGCGAUGGUAGAGCUGAAGAAAGCAGGCAAGAUCAAAUAUCUGGGCUUGAGCGAGUGCAGUGCGGAAUCGCUUCGUCGAGCUCAUGCCGUGCACCCCAUUACCGCGGUGCAGGUGGAGUACAGCCCUUUCUGUCUCGACAUUGAGUUUCCGGAGCGGAAGCUCUUGCAGACGGCGAGAGAGCUGGGCGUGGCGGUUGUCUGCUACUGCCCUCUUGGGCACGGUUUCUUGAGUGGAUCGAUUCGAAGUCGGGAGGACGUAAGCAAACAAGGGGACUCGCGUGGUCACAUACCGUGGCUCAAGGAGGAGAAUAUCGAGCAGAACGUGGCGGUCGUCGAGAAGCUGGUGGACAUGGCCAACAAGAAAGGCGUUACUGCUGCGCAGAUGUCGUUGGCGUGGUUGUUGGCGCAGGGGGAAGACAUCUUUCCCAUCCCGGGCACCACCAAGAUUCAUCGAUUGGAGGAGAACCUGGGGAGUUUGUCCAUCUCGCUGUCCGCGGAGGAAGAGAAGCAGAUUCGUGAAGUGUCCAAGGAUGUGGUUGGUGGGCGCGUUCAAACCGCUCAUGGGUAUACGUUUGCAGAUACGCCGCCUCUGCCGGCGUAA